CGCCCGCCCGCAGAAUGGAGGCGCCGCCGCCGCGGGGCUUCUCCGAGGAGCAGUUUCAGGCCGCCUGCCGGGAGCUGGACCAGCCGGCGCCGACUGCGGGGGGGCCCUGGCAGCUCCUGGUGGAGAGCAUGGGCGUGAGGAUCUACCGGCUGUACGACGAGCAAUCAGGACUUUAUGAAUAUAAAAUCUUCGGUGGUCUUACUGACUGUCCCCCAAAACUGUGUGUUGAUGUCUAUAUGGAUUUAGAUUUCAGAAAACAGUGGGAUCAGUAUGCGAAAGAACUAUAUGAAAAAACAAAUGAUGGUGAAAAAGUGAUCUACUGGCAAGUGAAAUACCCUUUUCCUCUCUCAAACAGAGAUUAUGUCUAUAUUCGGGAGUGUCGAGAGAUGGAUGUUGAUGGAAGGAAGAUCUGGGUUGUGUUAGCUCAAAGUGUGUCUGUUCCUCAGUGCCCUGAAAAGCCUGGCAUCAUCAGAGUUAAAAGCUAUAAGCAAAGUCUGGCAAUAGAAAGUGAUGGCAAAACUGGAUCUAAAGUCUAUAUGUACUAUUUUGAUAAUCCUGGUGGCAUGAUUCCUUCAUGGCUGGUCAAUUGGACUGCCAAGAGUGGUGUGCCUGCUUUCUUGAAGGAUGUGCAAAAAGCUUGCCGUGAUUAUUCUAAGAGCAUUUAGGUCAAAGUUGAUCUGAAUUGUUUAAUUUCUACAGCUCUGCACUUACAGGAAUGGCUACUAUAUAUUACACUGGAUAAAAUCUACCUCUAAUGUUAGAAUUUUAUUUUAGUUGGUUUAUGCAGUGAAUUGUUUUAAAUCUUUGUUUCCAUCUCCAGCUGUCUCUGACAAGUGCAUCCUUUUACAACUACUUAAGUUCAGCUUUGUCUCCCAUGCUUUGCUUGUGCUGAUUGUCAGGUGUCAGCUAGAGGAGUUCUGCUGACUGAAAUGUUUCAUCCUGACGCAAGAGACAAUGAUCUUGCUAAGAAAAAUGUCUGAGCUUGGGCUGAAAUUUCUCUUCGAGUGUUAUGCCUGGAUCUGCCUUUGUGACUUUGCAGGGUGACUUCCUAUUGAAACUUAAUGAUUUAUAUCAGUUACAUUUUAUCAAUAUUCCUGUAUGAAAAUGAAAAAUCAUUAGCUGUGUCUAGCUAGAAAAACAGGAGUUGGAUUCUGUGUCUGCUUUAAGGAGAAUAAAUUAUAUCUUCAGAGCCAGUAGCCUUAUCCAUAAAAGCAGCUUGGAUACCAGAUUGAAAUUGGAAGUAAUUUUAAACCAAAUGCCUGCAACAGAAUGUGAAUGAACUUGAUGUGAAGCUUGGGCUUGCUUGCAUUUUAAAAUUUAAUGCUGGUGUCAAUGAUUGAAAUUGUAGUUUUGGAUGGUAAUCCACUAAAAGUACAACUGAGCAGGAAACUAAAUUUUCAGCACCUUUGUGGAGUGCAUAGAAGAUGAGAGAGCCUUAAUCCCAGGUGUUUUGAAAUAGUGUGCAUUGUUAUUAAAUCUAAUCCUGUUACUGUGGACAAACUAAAGUGGGGCAGCUUUGUCUUGUUAAAAAUAAAUGGCUGAAGUGGUUGCCUUGAUACUUUGUGUAAAUACUUGUUUCCAAUAAAUCAUUAUUCUAC
Calypte anna (Anna's hummingbird) is the source of this 1598-nucleotide messenger RNA. It is a transcript of the gene PCTP, whose product is annotated as phosphatidylcholine transfer protein. Gene Ontology annotation, molecular function: phosphatidylcholine intramembrane carrier activity; phosphatidylcholine binding. The record is from RefSeq and is a predicted model, not a curated record. The transcript is spliced from 6 exons. The coding region runs from base 15 to 665 and encodes 216 amino acids. NCBI's taxonomy places the organism in Eukaryota, Metazoa, Chordata, Aves, Apodiformes, Trochilidae.